Molecule: messenger RNA, 879 nt
Organism: Notodromas monacha
Lineage: Eukaryota; Metazoa; Arthropoda; Ostracoda; Podocopida; Cyprididae
Source: the annotation of a GenBank genome assembly
AUGGAUUUCGAUAUCAUUAUUAUAGGAUCAGGCCCAGGCGGCUAUGUGGCCGCCAUUCGGGCAGCCCAAUUGGGAAUGAAUGUGGCCGUUAUUGAAAAAGAAUCCUUGGGUGGAAUUUGUCUAAACUGGGGGUGCAUACCCACCAAAGCGUUGCUCAAAAGUGCGGCCGUAUACGAAAAUUUAUGCCAUGCCCAAGAUUAUGGCAUUAUGGCCACGGGCAUUGCAGUGGAUUAUGGACAAGUUCAUGGACGCAGCCGUCAGGUGGCCGAAAAAAUGAGCAAAGGCGUGGCCUUUUUGAUGAAAAAAAAUAAAAUCACGGUCAUCGAAGGUACGGCCACGGUAUUGCCCAAUAAGCAGGUGCAGGUGGUGGAUGCCCAAGGUCAAACCCAAGUGCAUCAAGCCAAUCACAUUAUAUUGGCAACAGGGGCGCAUGGCCGAAGUUUGCCAUCGGCGCCCAUAGAUGGCCAGCAUAUAUUGGGAUAUAGAGAUGUAUUGACCCUUAACACAUUGCCCAAAAGCGUUUUGGUGAUGGGUUCGGGGGCUAUAGGCGCCGAAUUUUCAUAUCUGAUGAAUGCCAUGGGCGUUCAGGUACAUUUGGUAGAGGCAUUGGAUCGAUUGGCCCCCAAUGAAGAUGCGGAUUUGUCGGCCCAGUUGGAAAAAAGUUUCAAAAAACAAGGCAUCAAAACCCAUACUCAAACCAAGGUAAUCCAAGUUCAAAUUAACCCAAAUGGGGUGGAGGUGGAUUUAGAGACCCCCAAAGGCCCUCAAACGCUAACGGUUGAAAAAGUGAUUUCGGCGGUGGGCAUUGUGCCCAAUAUCGAAAACAUAGGCCUAGAGUCAUUGGGCAUUGCCAUAGAAAACGGCAAGGUGGUGGUGGAC